CGGGGCCGGCAGCGGCGGCGGGAUGCGGCUGCCGGAGCUGUGCCUGGCGCUUCUCUGCGCCGCCAGCACCGGCACCGGCACCGAAGCGCCGCGGGCAGCCCGGGAGCGGCCGCUGGCUCCGGGACGCGGGGAGCUCGGGGCGGCCCGCCUGGACCCCCGGCAGGUGUGGAUGCUGCUGGCCGGGAGCCCCGGCAGGGGCAGCGCCGAGCGGGGCCGCUCGGCACCCGCGGGGCCCGGCGCGCCGGGAAGAACAAGCGCGGCUGUGCCCGAGGAGCUGCUGAGGGAGCUGCAGCUCCGGCUCGCAGGCACGGCAAAGAUGUGCAGGACAGCUGGGGAAGGGCGUACGGAGGAGGAAAGCAGCAAAGGCAGCCCCCAGGCCGGGGCCCAGCGUCGUGUGGAAGCAGCCUUCCAUUGCCAAACGCGCGAGGACAUCGCUGUGGAGCAGAGCACGCGGCAGGAGCUGGGGCUGUUCCACAUUCCUGAGAGGGAGAGGCUGUUCCAGCGUGGCCCAGGGCUGAACCUGACCAGCGGGCAGUACACAGCCCCGCUCGCAGGGUACUACACGUUCAGCAGCACGCUGCACAUCGCGCGCAGGGAGCCGCGCAGGAGGAGGCAGGGAUGCCGGGGGAGCCGCCUGCGGCUGCUGAUCUGUGUGCAGUCCUGCUGCCAGCACAACAGCCAUCUGGAGAGCGUGUCCUGGCUGGAGAGCAGCGGGGACCUUUUCACCAUCUCUGUCACAGGCACCCUGUACCUGCAGGCUGGGCAGUAUGCCUCUGUUUUUGUGGACAACACGGCAGGCUCUCCCAUCACCGUCCAAAGUGGCUCCGAUUUCAGUGCUGUGCUGCUGGGAGUGUGAAGAGGUUGAACCAUGCUGAACCUGUGGCAGGAGCAGCCAGACCCUUCCCUCUGCCAGCCACCAUCGUGUCUUCCCUGCUAAGGAAGACCAUUUGCUCAUGCUGGAAACUGCAGUCUGGUCCAAUACUGCUCAUGCUGCAGAACCAGCUGAAGAUGGAUAAAAGAUCAUGAAGAUGAUGAUGAUAAUAAUAAUAAAGCAGCCUGAGCAGGA
Passer domesticus (house sparrow) is the source of this 1066-nucleotide messenger RNA. RefSeq names its product erythroferrone (gene ERFE). The record is from RefSeq and is a predicted model, not a curated record. Gene Ontology annotation, molecular function: hormone activity. The coding region runs from base 23 to 856 and encodes 277 amino acids. The transcript is spliced from 6 exons. Lineage: Eukaryota; Metazoa; Chordata; Aves; Passeriformes; Passeridae.